Molecule: messenger RNA, 977 nt
Organism: Cucurbita maxima (winter squash)
Lineage: Eukaryota; Viridiplantae; Streptophyta; Magnoliopsida; Cucurbitales; Cucurbitaceae
Product: transmembrane emp24 domain-containing protein p24delta9-like
Exons: 4
Coding region: 128-769 (213 amino acids)
Biological process (GO): intracellular protein transport; Golgi organization; endoplasmic reticulum to Golgi vesicle-mediated transport
Cellular component (GO): endoplasmic reticulum; endoplasmic reticulum-Golgi intermediate compartment; COPII-coated ER to Golgi transport vesicle
Source: RefSeq, a predicted model, not a curated record
AUUUCGCGAUUUACAUUUUCGUUAGCCGCCAUUGAUAAUCGUCUCCUGUUUCUUCUACCAAGCACACAAUCCCGAAUCUCUCUCUCUCCGCUUACUUCCCAUUGAAAACUUUCUUCACUUCUCAAAAAUGGUGCGAUUUUUCGCCGCUUUUCACCUUAUUUUCCUCAUCGGAUUUCUGUCGUCUGGAUCUGAAUCUCUUCGAUUCGACUUGCAGUCCGGCCACACCAAGUGUAUCUCUGAGGACAUUAAGCACAACGCCAUGUCCGUCGGUAAGUAUCACGUUGUUAAUCCCAAUGAAGGCCAGCCUUUGACUGAUGAUCGCAAGCUCAUUGUUCGGGUGACUUCGGCUACUGGAAAUACCUUCCACUACUCCGACAAGGUGGAAUCGGGGCAAUUCGCUUUCGUUGCUGCGGAGGCGGGUGAUUUCAUGACCUGCUUUUGGGCUCCCGAUCACCAGCCUCAGGUCACAUUGUCUGUGGAUUUCGAUUGGAGGACGGGUGUGGCUGCCAAGGAUUGGUCCAAUGUUGCUAAGAAAGGUUCUGUCGAUGCCAUGGAAUUAGAGCUUCAGAAGUUGUUUGACACAGCCAAUUCUAUUCAAGAAGAGAUGAAUUAUCUCCGUGAAAGGGAGGACGAGAUGCAAGAUCUGAACAGAAGUACAAACACAAAGAUGGCAUGGUUGAGUUUGCUUUCGCUUUUUGUUUGCUUAUCAGUGGCAGGAUUGCAACUAUGGCAUUUGAAGACCUUUUUCGAGAAAAAGAAGCUCAUUUAAAUUAUUCAAACUCUUAAGUCUCUUCGCAAUCAUAACAGAAUCCGCCUUCUUCAGUGUAGAUUAAUUAGUUAUUGGUUUGCAUUGUGAGAUAAGAUCAGCUUUCUAUUUUUCGGUGUAAGAACACAAUAGCCUCUCCUUUAAUCAGCUUAACAAUUCAGUCUUUUACUGCCAGUAAUUUUACAAAUUUCAGUUUCUUUUCCAUCUUGUA